Molecule: messenger RNA, 3751 nt
Organism: Diospyros lotus (date-plum)
Lineage: Eukaryota; Viridiplantae; Streptophyta; Magnoliopsida; Ericales; Ebenaceae
Product: E3 ubiquitin-protein ligase JMJ24
Exons: 16
Coding region: 697-3594 (965 amino acids)
Biological process (GO): regulation of transcription by RNA polymerase II
Cellular component (GO): histone deacetylase complex; chromatin
Molecular function (GO): transcription coregulator activity; histone H3K9 demethylase activity; chromatin DNA binding
Source: RefSeq, a predicted model, not a curated record
AUUUUGGACAAAUACUUUGGUCUUUUCUCGCUUUUGCUGAAAAUAGUUUUCCGGCGGGGAGGGCGGGGGAUUCCUCACCGCGCGCGCAGCACAGUCCACUUCGAUUUCUCUAGGGUUUCCUCUCCCAUUCGAGCCGCCUUCGUCCCCUUCCUCUUCGUCGCCAUCCACCGCCGAAGUCGAGCCCCUACUUGGGCUUCGUCGCCAUCCACCGCCGAAGAAGACCAUCUCCUACUUCCUGUGACUCGCCAUCCACUGCCAUCCAUCUUCGACUUGGGCUUCGUCGCCAUCUCCACAAAAGACCAGCUCUGACUUCGUUUUCAUCGCCAUCCCCGCAGAAGACCAUCUUCGAUUUCGAGUUUCACACCACCAGCGCAUCUUCAUCUUCUUCCACGUGAGCGAUCUUGGUCUUCGACCAUCGAUCUGGAGUCUUCGUCCACUGGAAGCGAUCUUGUUCUCUGUUUCAGCGAGCGAUAUUCGUGUUCGCCAUCUCCGCCGAAGUCGACCUCCGAUUCCGACUUGCAGACCGCCGUUCAUCCUCGUCCCCAUCUUCGUCCACGGUUGAGAAACUGUGUUUCAGAUAGCUGAUACACGGAGUUUCUGAAAAAAUGGACAAGUCACUGACUGCAGAAACGAAUAGUGCAAGAUUGAUUGUAUUAUGUAGUUUUGCAUGUUUGAGAAGCCCUUGAUUACAUAAUUAUGGCGGAUAAUCCAAGAUCAACAUCUGUGGCUGGUGAUGAUAAUGUUGGGAUUCCUGAUGAUUUGCGUUGUAAGAGGUCAGAUGGGAAACAGUGGAGAUGCACUGCUAUGUCUAUGCCUGAUAAAACAGUAUGUGAAAAGCACUAUAUCCAAGCGAAGAAGAGGGCUGCAAAUUCUGCCUUGAGAGCCAGUCUAAAGAAAGCGAAGAGAAAAACUUUGGGUGAAAGUGAUAUCUACCUGGAGAGUAAAAGUGAUGAUAUGGACAUGCCACUUAUUAAUGUAAAAGGUGGAGACUACUCUGGUUCUGUCUCUGGGAAAAAGCAUAAGGAAAAAGUUGCAAAGAACCAGGUUCGUUAUUCACCUGAAACAACUUCAGUAAGAAGUUUGUCAGCGCGCAACCCUCUUAAGACAAAUGAUGAUGUGCAAAGGGAAAGAGAUAGUUUGAUGUAUGAGGAGAAUCGCAGGUCAUAUAAGACGUCGCCACCUUCUACUAUGGAGCUACCCAAAAACAGAUCGCAAAAAGUCUUUGAUGAUAGUGCUAUGACAGAAAAUUCUGAUGGAAGUGCAGAUUCCUCUGAGGAUACUGGUGAACAAACUUGCCAUCAGUGUAGGCAGAAUGGAGAGAGGGUUUUUUGGUGCCUCAGAUGUGACAAGAGAGGAUACUGUGCUAGCUGCAUCUCUACUUGGUACUCUGGUAUCCCAUUUGAAGAGAUCCAGAGGGCUUGUCCUGCAUGUCGUGGUACUUGUAGUUGUAAGGUUUGCUUACGAGGAGAUAAUUUGAUAAAGAUCCGUAUACGGGAGAUACCAAUCCAGGAUAAGUUGCAGUAUCUUCAUUGUCUCCUGUCUUCCGUCCUUCCUGUUGUUAAAGAUAUCCAUCAUGAACAAUGCUCUGAGGUGGAGCUGGAAAGAAAGCUUCGAGGAAACGAAAUAGAUCUUCCCAGGACAAAAUUGAAUGCUGAUGAGCAGAUGUGCUGUGAUUGCUGUAGGAUGCCCAUUAUUGAUUAUCAUCGGCAUUGUGCAAAUUGCUCUUAUGAUCUGUGCCUUAGCUGCUGCCAUGAUCUUAGGGAAGAAUCUAUGAUUGGUGUUAAAGGGGAGGUCGAAAGCCAAAUUAGUGGGAUAACUGAUUGCAGAAUAACUGAAUCAGAGCAAGUUAAACCAUCCAAACUUGGGUUGAAGUUAUCAGAUAGGUUCCCUAAUUGGCAAGCCAACGGCAAUGGCAGUAUUCCUUGCCCACCAAAACAAUAUGGUGGCUGUGGUUGCUUGUCAAUGACCUUAAAACGAAUAUUUAAGAUGAACUGGGUUGCAAAGUUGGUAAAAAAUACUGAGGAAAUGGUUAGUGGGUGUAAGAUUUAUGAUGUGGGCAAUCCACAAGAAGCUGAAUCCAAUUCUAGGCUCUGCCAAUAUGCACAUAGAGAGAGCAAUAAUGAUAAUUUUUUAUUCUGUCCAACUUCUGAAGAUUUGAAAACUGAAGGUGUUGGAGCUUUUAGAAAGCAUUGGGUCCAUGGUGAACCUGUUAUUGUUAAGGAGGUUUUUGAUGGCUCAUCAAGAUCAAGCUGGGAUCCCUUGGUUAUAUGGAGAGGCAUUCGAGAGACAACAGAAGAGAAAAUGAAGGAUGAUUGCAGAACUGUGAAAGCUAUAGAUUGCUUAGACUGGUCUGAGGUUGAUAUUGAGCUUGGCCAAUUCAUCAAAGGAUACUCAGAGGGUCGAAUUCAUGAAGAUGGCUGGCCACAAAUGUUAAAGUUGAAGGAUUGGCCAUCUCCUAGUGCUUCUGAAGAGUUUUUGUUGUUCCAGAGACCUGAGUUUAUUAGCAAACUGCCCUUGCUCGAGUACAUUCAUUCCAAAUGGGGUCUAUUAAAUGUUGCUGCAAAACUACCUCAUUAUUCCCUCCAAAAUGAUGUAGGCCCUAAGAUUUUUAUUUCUUAUGGGAUGGAUGAAGAACUUGGUGGUAUAGGUGAUUCAGUGAACAAUCUCCAUUUCAGCAUGCGUGAUAUGGUAUAUCUUUUGGUGCAUACUUGUGAAUUAAAGUUGAAAGGUUGGCAGAGGACUGAGAUUGAGAAGAUACAAAAAGACUCUGAGGAAGACGAGGUGAAAGAAUCACCAAGAGGUCUGCAAACUAAUUUAACUACAGGUGGGUCACCUAGGUUAUCACAUGAUAUACAGGAUAGGCAGAAUGGUUAUGAGGAAGUAGAUAGAAGUAAGGCUGAUGCAAUGGAGGAUCAAGGCAUUGAAACUGCUACAUAUCUUGAAGAGGAAACUGUUAAUCAUGACAAUUUGGAUGGUGCUGCUGGAGAUACCUUUAAAAGUACUCAUCCAGGAACACACUGGGAUGUUUUCCGUCGACAGGAUGUUCCAAAGCUGAUUGAAUAUUUGAGAGUUCAUUGGGAUGAAUUUCGGAAGCCGAAAAAUCUAAUAAAUGAGUUUGCUGCACGUGCUUUAUAUGAUGCAGAAAUAUUCUUGAACAGGCUUCAUAAAAGAAAGCUGAAGGAAGAAUUUGGGGUAGAGCCAUGGUCAUUUGACCAACAUUUAGGACAAGCCAUAUUCAUCCCAGCUGGAUGUCCUUUCCAAGUGAGGAAUCUUCAGUCCACAGUUCAGUUGGGGCUUGAUUUUUUAUCUCCUGAAAGUUUGGAUGAGGCUGUAAGGUUGGCUGAAGAAAUACGCAGUCUUCCAAAUGACCAUGAUGCAAAGCUUCAAAUGUUGGAGGUCAGGCGAAGGAAACUUUCCUUAGAAGUUGGAAAGAUAUCACUAUAUGCUGCAAGUUCGGCAAUUAAGGAAGUGAAGAAAUUAGUGUUGGAUCCAAAAAUUGGCGCCGAGCUUGGGUUUGAGGAUCCCAAUUUGACUGCAAUGGUUUCGGAGAACUUGGAGAAGAUGGUUAAGCGAAGACAGAUCACUUGUGCUUGAACUAUUUUUAACAACUUGUACUUAAAAUAGGGAUAGAUCUUUCAAGUCGAGUCACUGCGUGUUUUGAUAUAACCGUGUAAAUCAUAUUUCUCUUCUGUGCUUCUGUAUAUUGAAAUCAAUUUAGUGGGGUCUCAAGGAAAAUGUUAUUUGUACAGAA